Branchiostoma belcheri (Belcher's lancelet) is the source of this 2206-nucleotide messenger RNA. Its product is annotated as serine--tRNA ligase, cytoplasmic-like. Bases 98 to 1642 code for a protein of 514 amino acids. Gene Ontology annotation, biological process: seryl-tRNA aminoacylation. The transcript has 11 exons. The record is from RefSeq and is a predicted model, not a curated record. Gene Ontology annotation, cellular component: cytosol. Gene Ontology annotation, molecular function: tRNA binding; ATP binding; serine-tRNA ligase activity. Lineage: Eukaryota; Metazoa; Chordata; Leptocardii; Amphioxiformes; Branchiostomatidae.
CGCCAUCCCAUAUUGCAUGAGACACGAAGUGGUUGCCUAAUCCACCAGGUAAAGCGCAUAUUUCGCCUAAUUCUCUGCGGUAACUGCCACCAACACCAUGGUUCUGGAUCUGGAUCUGUUUCGCGUGGAUCGGGGAGGAGAUCCCAACAAGAUCCGGGAGAACCAGUCCAAGCGGUACAAGGAUGUGACGCUAGUUGACAACGUGGUCCAAGCCGACGAGCAAUGGAGAAAAUUGCGGUACCAGGCAGACACACUGAACAGACUGAAGAACCUGUGCAGCAAGACCAUAGGAGAGAAAAUGAAGAAAAAAGAACCAGUUGGAGAAGAGAGUGAAUCUCCUCCUACAGAGGAUGAACUGGAGAAGCUGACUCCAGAAGCCUUACAGGCGAUGACUGUGAACCAGAUCAAGCAGAUCCGGACCAUCAUCGACAAGUCCAUCCUAGAGAACACGGCAGGGCGGGCAGAGGUGGAGAAACUCCGACAGGAGAACCUGAAGGAGAUAGGAAACAUUCUUCACGCUGACGUCCCUAUUAGUAAUGACGAGGAUGAGGAUAACAGAACUGAAAGGACGAACGGAGACUGCACUGUGAGGAAAAAGUACUCCCAUGUGGACCUGAUCACCAUGAUUGACGGGUAUGAUGGAGAAAGGGGCGCGGUCACUGCAGGGAGUAGAGGCUAUUACAUGAAGGGAAUAGCUGUGUUUCUGGAGCAGGCCCUGAUCCAGUAUGCUCUGCGGAUCCUGUAUGAGAAGGGUUACACAGCCCUGUACACGCCUUUCUUCAUGAAUAAAGGUGUCAUGUCAGAGGUGGCACAGCUCAGCCAGUUUGAUGAAGAGUUGUACAAGGUUAUAGGAAAGGGUAGCGAAAAAGGUGAUGACCAAACAGAGGAUGUCAAGUACCUCAUUGCCACGUCGGAACAGCCAAUCGCAGCGUUUCAUCGUGAUGAGUGGAUGAAGCCCGAGGACCUGCCCAUCAAGUACGCGGGAAUCUCCACGUGCUUCCGACAGGAGGUCGGGUCACACGGUCGCGACACAAGAGGGAUCUUCAGGGUGCACCAGUUUGAAAAGGUUGAACAGUUUGUGCUCUCGAAGCCAGACGACUCGUGGGGUCUGUUCCAUGAGAUGAUUGGUAACGCUGAGGAGUUCUACAAGACUCUGGGCAUUCCUUACCGCAUUGUCAACAUUGUGUCAGGAGCGUUGAACAACGCAGCAGCCAUGAAGUAUGACCUGGAGGCGUGGUUCCCGGGGUCGGGCGCGUUCCGCGAGCUGGUGUCGUGUUCCAACUGCCUGGACUACCAGGCGCGGCGACUACUGGUGCGGUACGGACAGACCAAGAAGAUGAACGAAAAGCCUGAGUUUGUGCACAUGUUGAACGCCACCAUGUGUGCCACCACCAGAGUCAUCUGUGCUAUACUGGAGAACCACCAGACUGAAGAGGGCAUCGUCAUCCCAGAGGUGCUCAGGCAGUACAUGCCAGGUGGAACUGAGUUCAUAACAUUUGUGAAGCCAGCGCCCAUCGAGGAACAGGCCACCAAGAAAAAGAAGGCGGGGAAAAAGAAGGAGAAAGUCAAACCUACACAGGAUGGACCAGAAGCUGAGAAGGUCACAGAACAAGUCCAAAACAUGGCCGUGAACGAGGGAUAGGCAAACUUGUACAAUGUAGUCUAGGCUAGUAAGAAUGGAUAAAUUACACAACAUUGCAGUCUUCCUCUUCCUUACACGCACCUUGGAAUAUAGUAAAGUAAAGUUAAGUAAGUAAGUGGAAUAAGUAACCUAAUUUAAUUAUCAUUUCAAAUUGUGGGAGAAAUUGGUGGGUUUCAUAAUGUAUAUCAAAAACUAAGGUGCAUUCUCUACUAUUAUUUACUCCAAUAAUUGUGCACAAGUGGUUAUGAUAUCAAUGUUGUCAAUGUAACUGUUAUCUUUGCUAAAAUUCCCUCUCCUUGGAUAAAAAACUGGAAUGGAGCACAAGCAUUGCUAUCAGAUGGUUACUAAUACAAGUCUUUCCAUUUUGAUUUUCUUCUCAGUUCCCGUAGCAUUUUGUUCCUUUUUAGUUGUUCCAAUUUCAGCAAGAUAUCAAACGCGACAAAUGUUCAUUUUGUAUGUUGAUUUGAAGGCAGGUUUGAAGCCUGUCCGUUACCCAAAUCUACUACUUCUCUACAAAAGAUUAUGAUUUAAGGGGGAAAAAGUAACGAAUUGUGUAGAAUUGGA